Xiphophorus hellerii (green swordtail) is the source of this 2358-nucleotide messenger RNA. It is a transcript of the gene slc35c1, whose product is annotated as solute carrier family 35 member C1. The record is from RefSeq and is a predicted model, not a curated record. The transcript has 3 exons. The coding region runs from base 182 to 1243 and encodes 353 amino acids. NCBI's taxonomy places the organism in Eukaryota, Metazoa, Chordata, Actinopteri, Cyprinodontiformes, Poeciliidae.
GCAGCGCCGCCGGUUUCUCAUCCAAUGUUUGUAGAAUACCACAAGAAUUAUGUAUUUCAAGAAACACAGCUGUCACUACCAAGUUUAACUGCGCAGAUCAGACCUCCGGAAACUGUAACACGGGGUAAAUCGGUCAUAUAUUCCAAACAGGACGCAGCUGAAGCGCUCCAGCAUUUUGAGGAUGGCUCUGUCCGGCUCGGAAACGAUGAACCAAGAUGAACACGAAGAGUCGUUCAUUCUUCGAGCUUUCAAGAUAGCCGCUGUGGUCGCACUUUACUGGUUCGUUUCAAUAACAAUGGUUUUCCUCAAUAACUACCUGCUGGACAACCGAGAGCUGGAUGCGCCACUGUUUGUCACUUUCUACCAGUGUGUGGUGACCGUGGGUCUGUGCUGGAUCAUGCAGCUUUUCGCCAAGCUGUGUCCCGGAGUCAUCGACUUCCCGUCGGUCAGAUUCGACUUGAAAACGUCGCGUGAAGUCCUGCCGCUGUCCAUUGUCUUCAUCGGAAUGAUCACCUUCAACAACUUGUGCUUAAAAUACGUCGGAGUGGCUUUUUACACAAUCGGACGAUCCCUCAGCACUGUUUUUAACGUGCUGUUAUCAUUUGUUAUCCUGAAGCAAACCACAUCUUACCAAGCUCUAAUCUGCUGUGGGACCAUUCUUGGUGGAUUCUGGCUGGGUGUGGACCAGGAAGGCCUGGCUGGGUCCCUGUCUUGGUCCGGUGUGUUUUUUGGGGUGCUGGCAAGCGCCUUUGUGUCUCUCAAUGCCAUUUACACCAAGAAGGUGAUGCCUGCUGUGGAUGGAAGCAUCUGGAAACUGUCCUUUUACAACAACAUCAAUGCGUGUGUCCUCUUCCUUCCUCUCAUCUUUGUGUUUGGGGAAGUGGGAAAAGUGGGCAGCUUUAGUGGACUGACCAAUCUCCACUUUUGGGGGAUGAUGACGCUAGGAGGGGUGUUUGGUUUUGCCAUCGGCUACGUCACAGGCCUCCAGAUCAAAUUUACCAGCCCUCUCACUCAUAACGUCUCAGGAACAGCAAAGGCUUGUGCUCAGACUGUUAUAGCAGUGGUGUAUAACUCAUCCAGUAAGAGCCUGCUUUGGUGGACCAGUAACAUGAUGGUUCUGGGCGGCUCUUCAGCUUACACGUGGGUCAAAAGUAGAGAAAUGCAGAAAUCUACACACAGAGGGCCUCAGGACUCUGCUAAGGAAAAACUGCUUUUUGCGGAGAAAGAGAACUCUGGGGUGUAACCACACUUGGUUAGUACAAGUAAAUUAUGAAUGUGAAAUGCUCUUGAAUUUGGAAUGAUUUGUAAUUUAAAUUAUUGUAACAGUCUGUUUAAGAGACUAGUUUUCUGUCAGCUUUUUAUUACGGUUUUAUACUCAGAUAUUUUUCUUUUAUAGUUUAGUACACAAAGGGAAGAGAAAAACACUCUGCUUGAGGGUGAUUAUAAUAAUAAGGAUUGUGAUAUUGUCAAGACAUUUACGGCACAUUUGUUGCUCAUUGUGGAACUUUUCUACAUCUCAACUGUGAGUGCAGUCUUCUCACAAAGAAAAGGUUUGAAGUUAUAGUCACUGUUAUGUUUAAUGUGGGGAUUUGCAGGAAGUCUUGUUAAGGAUAGAAUGAACAGCAUAUAAAAGGUAUUUAUUAGUUCAAGGUAAAAGCUAAAAUGGACAAGCUAACAAAUAGCCUGCUCGUAGUGGACCAAUGCUCCUUUCCUCUUUAAAGAAAAGCUCCCACAUUUGGAAUUUAAGUUGUAUAGCUGCAAUAUAAAUUGAUCAUUCACUGCUGCAUGUUUUUUUGAGUUAGGACGGGUUGAAAUUCAAAUGGACUUUUCUGUUUAAUCAGUUGGUUUUAAACAAACUGGUCAUAAAAAAGAACAAUAAUUGACAGAAUCCCCAGGGUGCUGUGUUUAACUGCACCACCUGUUGAUUUAUGGUAUAUAAUGAUGUUUAUUUUAUAUCACGAGGCGUUCAUAUUAAAAGCAAAAACUUUUAAUUUUUUUAAAUCUUUGCAGCCUUCUAGUUCAGAACUAUAUGAACUAGAAAUUUCUUUAGAGGAAAUUUUGUACUUUAUUUGUAAGUCCUUUGAUUGUUUUCAAUCUACUCUCUUUAAUUUCUGUCUGUAUAAAUGUUAUAUAUUUUGACACUCUUGUCAAAUAAAACUACAAAGACCUUGUAUGUUUCUUCUGUUUGUUUUGGUAUGUUGGAAAUUUGGUUUAAAGAUUGAUCUUUUCAUAGGAUAAACAAUCAUUACCAAUGUAAUAGUUUGUUUUGUAAGUCUGAAAGACAUUUGUUGGGCAGGUAAAAAUCCAGUAUUUACCUCUUCUUUCCUAAGUGAUGAUUAAACCCUGUUAAAAUUCUAA